Messenger RNA from Haliotis rubra (blacklip abalone), 4639 nucleotides. RefSeq names its product neutral alpha-glucosidase AB-like. Gene Ontology annotation, molecular function: alpha-glucosidase activity; carbohydrate binding. The transcript has 23 exons. The record is from RefSeq and is a predicted model, not a curated record. Lineage: Eukaryota; Metazoa; Mollusca; Gastropoda; Lepetellida; Haliotidae. Bases 79 to 2958 code for a protein of 959 amino acids. Gene Ontology annotation, biological process: carbohydrate metabolic process; N-glycan processing.
CAUGACAGUGUAUUUAUCAAAAGAUUUAUGAUCGAAAUCGAAACUAAAGCAGGCACCUGCUAAAAACAACUCUGUAACAUGGCGAAGUCUAAGUCGGCAUUAUCGUGGACAAUGUGUGUCCUGCGUUCCUUUUUAACUGUCACAGUGCUGGUGGCACAGGUCCUGUCUGUCAACCGGGAGAACUUUAAAACAUGUAGUCAAAGUGGAUUCUGCAAACGCCAGCGUGCAGUGCAGCCCGGCCAGUCUCCAUAUGUAGCUCUCCUGGACUCCAUACAGAAAACAUCUACAUCUAUACAGCUACAGUUAUUAAAUAAACACAACAACGUUCGAUUUCUUUUACAAGUAUUUGGACUAAAACAUAACACUGUACGGGUCAAACUGAAUGAGUUGGAGCCAUUAAGAGCACGAUAUGAAAUCCCGGUAGGAGAAACUUUGAAGUCUCAGCCUGAGGCAGAACAGAUCACAGUGCAGGAGACAUCCAGAGACAGAGUCACCUUCUCACUGGGCACCAGUAAAGUGGUCAUUCUGUCAGACCCCUUCAGGAUGGACUUCUUCGCAGGAGGAGAGCCGGUUGUCAGCAUCAACUCACAAGAACUGCUCAAGUUUGAACACAUGCGGCAAAAACAGGGCUGGUUGAGUAGAAUGGGCUCGGGAUUAUAUUCUUGGUUUUCCGCCCCUUUCAGAGCGGAGCAACAGCCAGACCCUCCUGCAGAAGAUAAGGGUGAGGAGGAGAAGAAGGAGGGAGAAGAGGAGGAGGGGAAGCAGGUGCCCCCUGAAAAGACGGAUGAAGAGGCAGACAUGUGGGAGGAAACCUUCAAGUCCUUCACAGAUUCUAAGCCUCACGGUCCUACAUCAGUGGGGAUAGACAUCUCAUUCCCAGGCUUCGACUUUGUUUAUGGAAUUCCAGAACAUGCAGAUAGUCUUGCUCUCAAAUCAACAAAAAAUACUGAGCCCUAUCGGUUGUUCAACCUAGAUGUAUUUGAGUACGAACUGUACAACCCUAUGGCUCUCUACGGCUCUGUUCCUCUCAUGCUGGCACACAAUAAAAAGAACACAGUGGGCAUAUUCUGGCAUAAUGCUGCAGAGACAUGGAUUGACAUCAGCUCCACGGUGGCUGACAAGACAUUUUUUUCCAAAGUGGCUGACAUGGUUAAAGGCAGUACAGAGCUGCCCAGGACAGACACGCACUGGUUCUCUGAGAGUGGGGUCAUUGAUUUGUUUGUGUUGCUGGGAUCGCGCCCCAAGGAUGUAUUUUACCAGUAUGGCGUGCUCACUGGAACCACAGAACUACCUCCGCUGUUCUCCAUUGCCUACCACCAGUGCAGAUGGAACUACAAUGAUGAGGAUGAUGUGAAAUCAGUUGCUGAAAACUUUGAUAAACAUGAUAUUCCAUUUGAUGUGAUCUGGCUGGAUAUUGAACACACUGAUGGCAAACGAUAUUUCACAUGGGCCGGAGAUAAGUUCCCCAACCCCCAGGAAAUGGUGGACAACCUGGUGUCCAGGGGCAGGAAGCUGGUCACCAUCGUUGACCCCCACUUGAAGAAGGAUGACAACUACCAUGUGUACUCUGACCUUAAAGCCCGGGAUUACUACGUGAAGAACAAGGAUAAUGGAGAAUAUGAAGGCUGGUGCUGGCCAGGGUCCUCAGCCUGGCCAGAUUUCUUCAAUCCUGCAGUACAGGAAUGGUGGGCUGGCAAGUUUGCCUACACGGAAUACCCGGGAUCAUCCAAGGAUGUCUUUGUGUGGAACGAUAUGAACGAACCAUCAGUCUUCAAUGGGCCUGAGAUCACAUUCCAGAAAGAUGUGAAACACCAUGGUGACUUGGAAAACCGUGACGUCCACAAUCUAUAUGGUUUCCUCGUGCAUAAAGCUACAUGGGAUGGACUGUUGAAAAGAUCUGACGGCCACCUCCGGCCAUUCCUGUUGACCAGGGCUUUCUUCGCAGGAUCACAGAGAUAUGGUGCUGUAUGGACUGGUGACAACAUUGGUGAGUGGUCCCAUCUGAAGGCUGCCAACCCAAUGAUCAUGUCUCUAAACAUAGUGGGCAUCACUUUCUCAGGAGCUGAUGUUGGCGGCUUCUUCCGAAACCCGGACACAGAGCUUGUCACCAGAUGGUACCAGGCUGGAGCAUUCUACCCUUUCUUCCGAGCUCAUGCUCACUUGGAUACAAAGCGUCGAGAGCCCUACCUUCUGCCUGAAGAGAACAUGAAGGUGAUCCGGGACGCCGUGAGGACCCGCUAUACCCUGCUCUCCUACAUGUACACACAGUUCUACAAGUCCAUGGAGAGUGGCAGCCCCAUCUUUCAACCCAUGUGGGUGGAAUUCCCAGAGGAAACAGCAGUAUUCGGCAUAGAUGACCAGUUCAUGCUUGGACCUGCAUUGUUGGUGAAGCCAGUGACGGAGCAGGGGGCUUCAACAACCACUGUGUACUUUCCUGGGGCAGGACAGCUGUGGUACGACCUGUUCACGUAUGACAUCCACCAGGGGGAUCAGGAGAAGAGCGUGGCGGGAACUCUCGAUAAGAUUCCCGCUUACCAGAGAGGAGGCACCAUUGUACCCCGGAAAAUGCGAAUUAGAAGGUCAUCCACUCUUAUGUAUGAUGAUCCAUUUACUCUGGUUGUCUGCCUUGACAAGCAGGGCGAAGCUCAGGGAGAAUUAUAUGCAGAUGACUACCAUACAUUCCAGUUUAAAAAUGGCCACUAUGUUUAUAGAGGCUUCACCUAUAAGGGCAACACUCUUGAGAGCAAAAAUUUAGAUCCCAAGGGAAGUUACCCAACAAAAGAGUGGUUAGAAAAAGUUAUAAUAGCAGGAGUUACCAAAGCUCCCAAAACAGUUGUUCUUCGAUCAGCCGGAGUUACCAAGAAUCUCGGCUUCAACUUGGAUUCGGCCAAACAUGUUCUUACAAUUCGCAAGCCAGGAGUUAAUAUAGCACAAGAUUUCACCAUCUCUGUCAAUUAAUGCAUAACUUUCAUUUAGUUAAUUCAAAAACACCUUUUGAUAAUUUUCAUGUUUAUUGAUUUACUAAUCAUGAAGCCUGCAAUGAAAGUUGUAUGCCUCCUGGUGUAUAUACUGUUAUGGAAAUUUCUCGUCUGUUAUAGUGCUGAAUGAAUGAUCAAGUAGUGCUAUUUGCAACGAAUUAAGUUGAACAUAAUUUUGACUGAACUUAUGAUGAAAAAAUACAUAUACUUAUUAAUUGUAAUGCACUACAAUUGGUAUCCAGUUGUACAACACAGGAAAUCCCUUGGUGAUGAAAGCGCAGUGAAUUCAGUCUGAUAUUACCUGUCUGCAUGCUUUAGUGGUUACUUGGCCUCCAUGUGUUAUUUACGUACAAGCACCCAUAGCAGUGCACUUGAAACCCAGUCCCCUGCAUACAGAACAGUUAAGGUAUAUAGAUCAUAGGCAGUCUGUUUUGUUCAUGGGCCUUUGUUAUGAAGUGCAUUGAAAUGCUCCCCUUUCUCUGACAAAGUAUUAAAAAAAGAAUGUGGUUUUUUUUCUCCCUUUUUGUCGGUAGUGGCUGGGUGCCAUUGACAUUGAAUGUAUGUCAACUAUUUCCUGUGCUUGUGUUUGUGGUGCAUUGAUUGUGCCUGUGUGUAAAUCCAUUGUGUUUUGUGAGUACAUUUCUGUUAGCAGGGUGAAGGCAGAGUUAAUGCAGUGUGUUCAUCCUGACUGAUCCGAAACGCUUUGGCUCAGAAUGUCCUAACAUUGUGUUCAUCCAUGUAUAUUUAGAAGAUUCAUUUCAUCCAAGUCUCAUGCUGACUGACCAACAGUGCUAUGUUUUAAUGGGCCUAUUUAUUGAAAGUUAUGUAAAAUGUUGAAAAUGUUUGUUGCCUUCACUUGGUUCCAAGGAGACUGAAACUUACAAAAAUUGUGCUGAUGGAAUCUUGGAUGAAAUACCAUGUUUAUUUACAAGUUGGAGGUUGCUCCGUGUAUGCAUGUAUGAAAGAUGAGACAAUGUGGUGAAUGUUUGGAGGAAAAGAAAUAAACAUUUUCAUGAAUAUGUGUUUCUUCAAGUUCUGCUGAUGAAAAAUUGCAGUAAUUACAUUGAAGCUGAUGAAUGGAGAGGUUCUAUCCUGGUGACAAGACGUGAGGCAUGGGAAUCAGGGUACACAACUUCAUACUCCCCAAAGGAGCAUACUAUAUCUGCUGCAAGGAUUAAUACAAAUACACACUAAUCAGGAAAUAGAUAAACAAUUUAUGCAGAGUUAUGUUUGUAGCUGUCAAUACUGAUGAAUGCAGCCGAGUAAAUUUGUGGGACAUACAGUUCCAUGGCAUUAAUAAAUUAUUUAGGAAAUGAUGUUUGUUUUACCACUGAGCCAGUACUUCAUUGUGUUCUUGCCAUGUGUAUAUAAGACACAUCUGACCAGACUGAUCAACUACAGGAGACCAUCAGUGUCCACUUCUGUUUAAUUAGCUGAUCAAUAGGUACGGUAUAUCACUGCCAGACAAUCUCCCCUCCUGUCCUGGGGUUGUUACAGGCCAGUUGAUGUGACAUUGAAUUUCGGCAGGACUGCUUUACUUUUUCCAUCAAGGAACACGCUUGUUACUAUUAUUUUUUAACAUUAAGAACUUAAAAAGGAGUACUUAAAUGGAAACUGUGAAAUAACUGUUGUACAGAAUUCAGUAAAACACUUGAUUUGAC